GGUCCUGGAAACGCAAAUGGCUGCGCGCAUCACAAGACGCGCGCACAACAAAACAUUUGCGCAUCACUGUAAGGAGCGCUUUAUUAUUAAUUUACAGUAAAGUCCAGUUUUAAUGACACGGAGGAAGUUGCUCACACAUUUACGCGUAAGAAUCCUUGUGAAUCAUCCGCUGAAUCAUGGCUUGGCAAAACCCAGUUAACGAGUGUUUUUCUUCUUCUUCGUCCUUUUUUUUUUUUUUUUAUUAAGUUUUAUUAUAUGAGCUCCAAAGUUCAGCUUCAGUGACGGAGGAGCCCGGGAGAGUGAGGUGAGGGAGGAAGGAAUGAUGAAGACAUAUUUUUUUCCUUCCAAUUCCAACAUCUGCCUCUCGAUCAUUUUCGGAUUUUUUUUUUUUUUUUUUUCGCGGAAAGCUGCUCGGAAUGAAGAGAACCCCUCUGCUCAUCCACACGGAGGCGUUAAAGUUUCAAGGCAGCAGCUCAACAGGUGGUUCUCUGCGCGCGGAUAGGAAACGUUUCGCAUGAGCGCAACUAUUCGUUUUGAUAGACGCACUCAGCAGAACAAAAGAUGCUUGAAUCAUCAAGACCAACAACAGACUGAAGAGACACUGAUUGAUGCUGAAGGAGUAUCUGUCCAGUGGUCAUCAUGCUCUGCUUCAAACAGCUGUCAGACCCAAACGGAGUCGCCUCAUUACCUUCAGAAACAUGAUGCGCACCCCGACCGACAGCUGUCCAGAAUGUGACUGAAUCUAGAAGUCUUUGUCUCACCUAACAUGAUGGAAUCGGGUCUGUUACCUUUCACGGACUCUCUCGACCUCAACACCAACGACAGCAAUAAGAGUUGGAGUAGCGUGUCGAGGCACAACCACACCCGGACCCUUCAUAAUCCCUUUCAAUACGCCCUGCUGGGGGUUUCUCUGGGACUCCUCUCUCUUCUCACYAUCAUAAUGAACCUGCUUGUCCUCUAUGCCGUGAAGAAAGAAAAGAGUCUCCACACGGUGGGGAACCUGUACAUCGUCAGCCUGUCGGUGGCCGACCUGAUCGUAGGGGCGACCGUCAUGCCUCUGAACUUGAUGUAUCUGCUGGAGGAUGAGUGGAAGCUGGGGCGGGCCGUGUGCCAGUUCUGGCUGAUCAUGGACUACGUAGCGAGCACAGCUUCCAUUUUCAGCUUGUUUAUCCUGUGUUUAGAUCGGUAUCGCUCGGUCAGGCAGCCACUAAAGUACCUGAAGUAUCGAACGCGAGGCAAAGCCAGUGUGAUGAUCUCCGGCGCCUGGCUGCUCUCGUUGAUGUGGAUAGUUCCUAUUUUGGGGUGGAGGUCGUUCUCGCACGUGGACCUUAAACCUGAGGAGGAGAACAAGUGUGACACGGACUUCCGUUUUGUCACAUGGUUCAAGGUUAUCACUGCAGUCUUCAACUUCUACGUGCCCUCGAUUUUGAUGCUGUGGUUUUACACACAUAUCUACUUGGCUGUGAGGCAGCACCUAAGAGACAGAGAGAGAAUCAUUCAUCCAGCAGAUUCAUUUGGGGAAAAUGAGAAUGGAGGAAAUGCUCAAAGUCWGAAUAAAAGCGACUCCAAGUCGCCCAAGAAAGAAAAUGACUCCUCGAUGAAAACAUCGAAAAAAGAACGACUGCUGGACCAGAACACUAUUGACCAAACAUAUUCCCUUGAAGAUGCUGAUAAAAGCAAAGCUGCUCCAUUUAGAGCUCACAGGAAAAUAGGUGUAAAGUGCCAGCAGACGUCACUGCUUACCAUGACAACAAAACGACUAAGAAUGGCACGCAAAGCAAAAACAUGCUCUCUGUCUCCCGAAGAGAGGCAGUCAGACGCUGAGAUUCCCCUGAGUCAACCGUCAGCGCCGCAGGAAAUGACAUGCUCAGGUGGAAACAACGAGGCCAAACUCCAAGCCUCCCUAAAUGAAUGUCACGUCACAGUGACAAACCCGGUGAGCGGAGUGCGCGGUGGCAGCCAGUUGUCAGACGUUCAGAGAUACACAUCUGUUCUGUACAACAGCUACGACCCAAGUCAAGCUCUGCCGUGGCCCGAGGAAGGUGCCGAAGAUGCUAAAAUAGACCCAGAUAACGYGGUGUCUCUGAGACAAGCAUGGCACCGAUUUAUUGACCAGUCACGGCACCGGAUUCAAAGUCUGCGGAUUCACAAGGAGCACAAAGCAGCCAAGCAGUUAGGUUUUAUAAUUGCCGCCUUCUUACUGUGUUGGAUCCCUUACUUCAUAGUUUUUAUGGUGAUGGCAUUCUGYCCAGAGUGUGUGCAUCACGAUCUUCACAUGUUCACCAUUUGGCUCGGUUAUAUCAACUCCACCCUGAACCCCUUUAUAUACCCGCUCUGCAAUGGGAACUUCAAACGGGUUUUCAAAAAUAUACUUAAAAUUAAUUUGUGAUGGRCUUUUGACAAGCAGAACAAAACUUCGAACAAAUAUGGUGUCUAAAUGUUGCUGCAACUCACAGAUAAGCUCAGAUUUUUUGGUGUAGAUAAGGUUAAGAUACGCAUUUUGAGUGAAAAUAUUCAUUAUUGUACAAUAUAUUCCAAAUUAUUGCUUUUAUAAAAUGCAGGUUGACCAAACAAGUUGAAAAGGAGCUUAAACCCAUUGUUAUUUAUUUUGUCUGUUAUUUUAAGGAUGUGUUUUGAGCCAGAGACAUUUGAACUUAAGUUUAAACAUAUUUAAGUAGGGUUUGCGAAAAGAUUAUGAGCAAUUAAUAUCUUACCUGUUGCAGAUAGCUCUUUGAAUGGCCUCAAUUUGGAGAAGUGAAGUUUAAUUCUAACAGGACGGAUGAGCUAAUGGCUAGUCUGAUUACAGCCAAGACAAAAGCAAAUUGCAGAUGUAAAAAAACAGCUUCAAUCUCCAAACUUCAAUGGCAGUUAUGCAAUUUCUAUUUCAUAAACUUUURUACUGRUUUGCACUUCAUGGCUAUUCUGCCAGAACAAUUACCAAAUUUCUGCUGAAAUUACCCCAGGCAUUGACAGAAGUGCUAAAGCUAGCUGUUGCUGCUAUUUGCACUUGCGAAUAAUCAUCCAAUUCAAUGUAAAUAAAUGAUAGGUGAAAUAAUGGGGAUGCAAAMGUUUAUGAAACUGUAUUUGCAAAAAAAUGUAAUGAAAGUUUUGGAUAUAGUGCUAUUUGAUGGCAGCAUAUUUCCAUUUUGGUCUUGGUCUUAGCUGUAAGCUAGUCAGUCUGGUCAGAUUUAAACUCUGUUCCUCUAAACUGAGGUUUAAUUAGCUGCAUAUUUACAACAGACAAGAUAUGAAUUGUUCAUAAACUUUCAUGAUAAUCCCACCUUGAACAAACAGGAACAUGAGCAUAAACUUGGUCAACGGUGUUCUACGUUAGAUGCUUUUUGAAGAAAUUAAAUAGGAAGCUCACUGUCAAUUAAGUCUUUAAUAAUAAGAGGCAGCAACACUGAUCUCUGCUUGAUUAUACUGUAUAUCCAUUUAUAUUUUGGUUAAAAAAAAUACCUGUGGUCUAAGUUUUUUAAACCUGCCAACAAACACCUCAUGUUGACAGCAAAGUGUGUGUCAAAAAGGUACAUAUUAUUUAUUUAUUGCACUAAAAAUAAAAAUGUGACACGUGCUUUGACAAUGCUGAAACAACAUACAUCUGAAAAAUAAAUACUGCAAGCACCUAUACAUUGUGAGUAAAUCUGUGAUCUGCCAUGCUGCUUCAAGAGAAAAUCUGAGAUAAAUGCUUUUUAAUACAGUAAGAUAUUCUGGGAUGUGCUAAGUGUGCUUAUUUUAAAACAAAAUUUAAAACACAAUCAAGUCAGUUUGUAGCAAUAACAAAGGCAWGUCACAAAGUUUUACUUAAUAGUGUUCUGCUAUGUUUAACUGUCAUCAUAUGUGAAAAUCUGUAUGAGAACAAAAACAUUAAGAAACACAUUUUUAACCAGAAAACAAUGAGUCUUGAUGAUACGUGUCUUACAAUCCUGGUAUUUGAUAAAAACUGUAAUGAUUUUGUUUACCUGAAGCUACUUUGUAGGUUUUAACAAUUUACUUUUAUAUGUUAACAUUUUACACAUAGCAUUUGUUAUUGUAUUUUUAGCUUAAAUGUAGCAAACAUAAUUUUGCAAUGCUGUCCAAAAAUAAUUAUAAACGUAAGAUUUGUGCAAAUUGUUUUUAAUUAAACUUUUUGUGACUCAUUCAACUGCAUCCAACAAACACUGCAGACUGAUGCCUUGUGGUAAAUUWAAAAAAUGAAGAUUUAACAAAAUAACUUACAAAAUAUCUCUAAUAAUAAUAAAAAAUGCACAAUUUCAAAUGUUCAAAAAGCAAUUUGCUUUGAGUAUUUUUUGAGUCUUCUCAUAUUAGAGGCAACUUGCUGAAGUCCUGUUUUAAUGUUGUGAAUCAGUGAAUGUAAUGAGCUGAUUCACCAGUUACAUAAAAUGCUAGAUUGCUAAUAGCAAUGAUGAUUCAUGAUUCAAURCUCAGUUUAAUCUAAAAAAUCAGAGCUAAAACUGAGUUGGAGGUAUUUUUGAAAUCGGUAUUUUACUGAAAGAAAAAAAGUGGUUUUAAACAUAUUGCACUUGUUCUUCCUUUACUUGAACUAUUUAUGUUACACUGAAGGUAUUUUAAUCUGUAUUC
Molecule: messenger RNA, 4581 nt
Organism: Austrofundulus limnaeus
Lineage: Eukaryota; Metazoa; Chordata; Actinopteri; Cyprinodontiformes; Rivulidae
Gene: hrh1
Product: histamine receptor H1
Exons: 3
Coding region: 767-2389 (540 amino acids)
Biological process (GO): positive regulation of MAPK cascade; adenylate cyclase-activating adrenergic receptor signaling pathway
Cellular component (GO): plasma membrane
Molecular function (GO): G protein-coupled acetylcholine receptor activity
Source: RefSeq, a predicted model, not a curated record